This is a messenger RNA of Hirundo rustica (Barn swallow), 375 nucleotides long. It is a transcript of the gene BOLA3, whose product is annotated as bolA family member 3. NCBI's taxonomy places the organism in Eukaryota, Metazoa, Chordata, Aves, Passeriformes, Hirundinidae. The record is from RefSeq and is a predicted model, not a curated record. The coding region runs from base 24 to 332 and encodes 102 amino acids. The transcript has 4 exons.
CGCUCGGCCAUCACCGCCCCGGGAUGGCGGCGGCGGGGCUGGGCCGGGGCCCGCUCUUGCUGCGCUGCCGCUGCUGGCGCAGUUUCACCUCCCAGACGGACGGGGAGUCGCGCCUGGCGCGGGUGCUGCGGGAGAAGUUCCCGCGGGCAUCGGACAUCAAGGUCGUGGAUAUCUCAGGAGGCUGCGGCGCCAUGUACGAAAUCCACAUCGAGUCAGAGGAGUUCCGGGAGAAGCGCACGGUGCAGCAGCACCAGAUGGUCAACCAGGCCCUGAGCGAGGAGAUCAAGCACAUGCACGGCCUGCGCAUCUUCACCUCGGCUCCCAAGCCCUGAGGCUGCUCCCGGCACCAAUAAAGUGCUCCCGAUGUAAAUUCCA